Messenger RNA from Penicillium vulpinum, 1038 nucleotides. Its product is annotated as homocysteine S-methyltransferase family protein. NCBI's taxonomy places the organism in Eukaryota, Fungi, Ascomycota, Eurotiomycetes, Eurotiales, Aspergillaceae. The transcript has 2 exons. The record is from RefSeq and is a predicted model, not a curated record. Gene Ontology annotation, molecular function: S-adenosylmethionine-homocysteine S-methyltransferase activity. The coding region runs from base 1 to 1038 and encodes 345 amino acids. Gene Ontology annotation, biological process: S-methylmethionine cycle.
AUGGCAACAAUCCAAAUUCUAGACGGAGGCCUUGGCACCUCCCUGGACGAUCUAUACAACAUAAAAUUCGAUUCAACAACAACCCCACUCUGGGCCUCACACCUUCUCGUGAGCGAUCCAGCAACGCUACAAGCAUGCCAACGCGACUUCGGCGUCGCCGGAGUAGACAUCCUCCUAACAGCAACCUAUCAAGUCUCCGCUGAAGGAUUUGCACGCACCAAAACUGCGCAAUUCCCAGACGGAAUCCCACGCAGCGCAGUAGGACCCUUCCUACGGAGCGCCGUGGACAUCGCCGAGCAAGCUAAAGUGCGCGAGAGCGCAAGCAUCGCGCUCAGUCUUGGCCCGUAUGGUGCGUGCAUGAUCCCGGGCCAGGAAUAUAGCGGUGCGUACGACGCCGAGCACGACGAUGAGGAAUCGUUGUAUUUGUGGCACUUGGAUCGUUUGCGGAUGUUUGCUGAGGCCGACGGGGAGAUUGCGUCGCGGGUGCAGUAUGUUGCGUUUGAGACGCUUCCUCGGCUUGAUGAGGUUCGCGCUGUGAGGAGGGCGAUUCGGGAUUCUGCUUUCGAUGUGCCGUUUUGGAUUGCUUGUGUUUUCCCGCGAGAUGAUGAUGUCUUGCCUGAUGGGAGCUCGGUGGAGGAGGUUGUUCGAGCUGCUGUUGCGCCUAUGGAGAACGGGGCUGUGCCUUGGGGAAUUGGGAUCAAUUGUACUAAGAUGCAUAAGCUUACUGGGCUUGUUGAUUUGUUUGGUCUGGCUGUUGCGGGGGGUGUUUCGGAAGGGUGGGUGUCUGCUGUGCCGAAUUUGGUUCUCUAUCCUGAUGGGACGAACGGGGAGGUAUACAAUACUAAGACGCAGGUUUGGGAGAAAGAUGAGGCCUUGGUUGAUAAGGUGAGUGCUAAGCGACCUUGGGAGGAGCAGUUGGCGCAAGUGGUCAAUGAAGCCUACGAAAAGGGCCCUUUCAAUUCCUUCCUUGUGGGCGGGUGCUGCAAGGCUUCACACCACGAUAUCAAGAAACUUGGACAGCAAUUCAAGACUCAGUAG